Molecule: messenger RNA, 856 nt
Organism: Orussus abietinus
Lineage: Eukaryota; Metazoa; Arthropoda; Insecta; Hymenoptera; Orussidae
Gene: mRpS25
Product: probable 28S ribosomal protein S25, mitochondrial
Exons: 4
Coding region: 176-691 (171 amino acids)
Cellular component (GO): mitochondrion
Molecular function (GO): structural constituent of ribosome
Source: RefSeq, a predicted model, not a curated record
CUAUGAAGAUCUAAGAACUCCACAGCUGUUAUCACAUAACCUUAUUCCGGUGUUAGAAAAGUGUUUUCUUCGAAUGCUCUGAAAGUAUAAUUAAAUGAUUUUAUAGCAAAUUCAAUUAAGAAACAUAGUUAAAAGUAAUUUUAUCAAGCCAAGGUAUUAAUUUUAAAAGGCAAAAAUGCCUUUCAUGAUCGGUAGAGCUCCCAUCAGGAGGACACUGCAAUAUUUACAGGCAGGGGAAUUAGUGCUGAAGGAUAAAAUUCAGAUUUUCACUGUAAAUUAUAAUCUUGUGGGUGAUCACCAUGAAGGAACACGGGACUUUGUAUUUUGGUACUUACCACAGGUUCAGUAUAAAAGUCCACAUGUGCAGGUAGUUACAUUUAGGAAUAUGACACCAUCUCCAUUCUUCAGAUGUUAUUUUGAAGAUGGAAAGCAAAUGCUAAUAGAUGCAGAUAGUAAAACUAAGGAGGAAUUGUUGCAACAUUUAAUAAACGUAGUUGGCAAGACAAAAGAAACAUUGCAAAAGGAAGCAGUUGCUCGGGAGAAGAAAGAUAACCCUGCCAACUUUGGAGUAGGUUGUGAAAAAAGUUGCAUUUGUGAAAUACCUGGCCAAUUACCUUGUCCACAAGUCGUACCGUUACCAUAUCACAUGCGAGGAAAAUACAGAAAUAACCCAGAUGCUAUUCCAAACUAAGCUGUGCACAUUUCCCAGUGUUACGUUGACAAAUACAUUUGCAUCGUCUGCUGUUCUAUAUGUGACAAAGGCAUAGCCUCUUGGUUGACCAGCUUGUGGACCCGACCGAUGGAAGAGCAGGUCAAAUUUUUCGAUCGUUCCAUAUUUUUGAACGAGUUUCAGGAG